AUGAAGUUGAAGCAACUCAAAGUUAGACCCAAGAAGCUUUUGGAAUCAAGCCCAUGCGUCGUCGAAAUGGGUGCAUUGUUUGAAUGUUGGGCUACUUCUGGCAUUGACGAGAAGCAUUGUCAAGCUGUUGCUAAAUCUCUACAAGAAUGCAUGGCAAAACCAGGCCGUAAGACCAAGCAGCAAAACACCAUCAACUACCAUUUGGCGCGUCUCAGCAAACACCUGUAA
This is a messenger RNA of Zychaea mexicana, 228 nucleotides long. RefSeq lists its product as uncharacterized. The coding region runs from base 1 to 228 and encodes 75 amino acids. The transcript is spliced from 2 exons. The record is from RefSeq and is a predicted model, not a curated record. Gene Ontology annotation, molecular function: structural constituent of ribosome. Gene Ontology annotation, cellular component: mitochondrial small ribosomal subunit. Gene Ontology annotation, biological process: mitochondrial translation. Lineage: Eukaryota; Fungi; Mucoromycota; Mucoromycetes; Mucorales; Lichtheimiaceae.